CUCACAUCCCUUCCUCUUCCAGCAGCCACCUAGAGACGGAGCCGCCCUCAGGGCAGCCAGGGGUCCUGCCACCCCUAAGAUGUGUCCUGGGAACUGGCUCUGGGCCUCCCUGACUUUCAUGGCCCGCUUCUCCCGGAGCAGCUCCAGGUCUCCUGUUCGCACUAGGAGAGCCCUGGAAGAGAUGCCACCCAUUCAACACCCUUUCCUCAACGUCUUCGAGUUGGAGAGGCUCCUGUACACGGGCAAAACGGCUUGUAACCAUGCCGAUGAGGUCUGGCCGGGCCUCUACCUCGGAGACCAGGACAUAGCGAACAACCGGCGGGAGCUCCGCCGCCUGGGGAUCACCCACGUCCUCAACGCCUCGCACAGCCGGUGGCGGGGCCCGCCUGACGCCUACGAGGCACUGGGCAUCCGCUACCUGGGGGUCGAGGCCCAUGACUCGCCGGCCUUCGACAUGAGCACCCACUUCCAGGCGGCCGCAGACUUCAUCCACCGGGCGCUGCGCCAGCCGGGAGGGAGGAUCCUGGUGCACUGUGCUGUGGGAGUGAGCCGGUCCGCCACCCUGGUACUGGCCUACCUCAUGCUGUACCACCACCUCACCCUGGUGGAGGCCAUCAAGAAGGUCAAGGACCACCGAGGCAUCAUCCCCAACCGGGGGUUCCUGAGGCAACUCCUGGCCCUGGACCGCAGGCUGCGGCAGGAAGGACCAUCUCUGUCCUCCCUGUGCGGGCAGAGCUGAGGGUGACGGGGACAUGUGUGUGUCGAGAUGGUGGCGUAGAGACAGACGGUGAAACAGAGAGUGUGAAAAGCUGCAAAAUCAGAGACACCCGCAGACUUGUUACUCCAAGCACAUGAGGAGGAGGUGUUGGGGAGUUGGCACUGUGUCCGUGGCUGCCAAUCGUGGCCAAAAACCGCAGAGGUGCCUGCCCGGGGGGUCUUCCGAUGAUGGCUCGCUUUCUGGAUCCAAGUGUCUCCAGGAAAAAUAAACAUCACGAAUAAAAA
This is a messenger RNA of Manis javanica (Malayan pangolin), 1002 nucleotides long. The record is from RefSeq and is a predicted model, not a curated record. Lineage: Eukaryota; Metazoa; Chordata; Mammalia; Pholidota; Manidae.